UCGAUGAUGCAGGCGCUCAGUGCAUAGUGUCACCGUGGGAACCGGAGACUGGGGUGGACAACCGGGAACAGGGAAAGCGAGGGGUAGAGAGAAGGGGAAAUAAAGUGGUACAGAGAAGAGAGAGAAAGACAGCUGCGCCGGUUUUUGGGAUUCUACAUUUCAUUUGUACCUCAUCCCCGUUGGAGUGUAAAUGAAGACACCGUGUCAGGUUAAGACGAGACACUGACGGAGCACUAUGGAGAGUAAAGGCAGCCGCUGCAAGAUCGUGGUGGUCGGAGACACGCAGUGUGGCAAAACAGCACUGUUACACGUAUUUGCGAAGGAUUCAUAUCCAGAGAAUUAUGUUCCCACGGUCUUCGAGAACUACACAGCUAGUUUUGAGAUCGAUAAACAGCGGAUUGAACUGAACAUGUGGGACACAUCAGGUUCCUCGUACUAUGACAACGUGCGGCCGCUGGCCUACCCUGACUCUGACGCCGUGCUCAUCUGCUUCGACAUCAGCCGGCCCGAGACACUGGACAGCGUGCUGAAGAAGUGGCAGGGCGAGACCCAGGAAUUCUGCCCCAACGCCAAGGUGGUCCUGGUGGGCUGCAAACUGGACAUGCGAACGGACAUGAACACGCUGAGGGAGCUCUCAAAGCAGAGGCUCAUCCCCGUCACUCACGAGCAGGGAUCUUCUCUAGCCCGACAGAUCGGCGCAGUGGCCUAUGCGGAGUGCACCUCCAAGGUGUCGGAGAACAGCGUGCGGGAUGUCUUCCACGUCACCACGCUGGCGUCAGUCACCCGCGCACACAAGCCGCAACUGAAGCGCAGCAACUCCCGUCGCGGACUGAAGCGGGUCUCCCAGCAACCGGGCCGGACUGAGCUACUGGAUAACCCCCCCGCCAUGAGGAAGGACCGAGCCAAAAGCUGCUUGAUCAUGUAGAGAGCCCCCCCCCCACCCUCAAAUUAACUCUAUUUAUUGUUUUAAUCAUUUUCCUUUUUGUGUUGCACUGUCGAGGAGAACCGGGAAAGGAUAAGGAAUAAGAUAAGAUGCUUCGGAGAUUUUAUUUUGCAGCUUCUUCCGUUGUUUUUUCCACUUUUUUCGGGAUGGGGGUUUGCGGGGUGUGACGGGCAGCUCACGUGACAGAGGAGACGUGAGAGGUGAACGUGAGGCGCUAGGCGCGUAGUCUGCGGGGAACAGCAGGUUAAAAUCUUAAGCGAGAAGGAUGUCAUGAGGAAGGCGGAAUUCUGUGGAGAAACGAAAAAGGUUUUAUCGGAGGAUUUCAAGAAGAGAGGACAUUUUUUCAUGGUGGGACAGGUGUGCAGGUAAAGCCUACCAUGUCACCCAAGAUGCCAUUUUCCUCGCAUUUAAAGAUGGGAAAUAUGAGAAGGCACAGGAGGCUGCUUAUAAAUUGACCGGAGAGACAAAACUGUGAAAGUCUGAAAUAGUCUUAAACAAUGAUAGAGACUUAUAAAACAAUGUUUAUCGAGUUUUGGACCUUGGAGGAUAUGACUUUAUUGGUCGACGUCUCACUAAUUCUCUAAACCACAAGUGCUUUCAAAAAGAAGUCACUUUAUAUAUACAUAUAGACAUAUAUAUAUCCAUUUGUUUUUAUUAUUUAUCACCUUUUCGUUUUUAUUUUUAUUUUUUUCAAGUGGAUGUUCUUGUUAAACUUGAUGAGCUAAAAAAACUGUCAUUGCUGUUCUGGUUUUUUGAUGACGUUACUUAGAGACAAGCAUUUUAAGGACAAGCGAUAGGGCUGUUUUGCAGUAUUUUCACUGUAUCUGUGUGACGCUGAAAUAAAACAACUUGCUCUGCUGCAGGGAAAAAGAGA
Messenger RNA from Conger conger (European conger), 1817 nucleotides. RefSeq names its product rho-related GTP-binding protein RhoN-like. Gene Ontology annotation, biological process: small GTPase-mediated signal transduction. The transcript has 5 exons. The coding region runs from base 236 to 925 and encodes 229 amino acids. Gene Ontology annotation, molecular function: GTPase activity; GTP binding. NCBI's taxonomy places the organism in Eukaryota, Metazoa, Chordata, Actinopteri, Anguilliformes, Congridae. The record is from RefSeq and is a predicted model, not a curated record.